AUGUCUGGUAUUUUACUGUAUGAAAUGAAUCACAAUCAAUAUCCAAGAUGUUUUGAUCUUAAAGCAUCGAGGAUAAUGGUUAUGGGAGAUAGUCUAUCUGGGAAAACUUCUCUAAUUUUAAGAUACGUUAAUGGCUCAUAUUCUGAAAUUCAACAAGGUGCCUAUUUUGAAGAUAUCUAUAGUAAACAUAUCAAUUUCCAAGCUCUAUUGAAUUACUUACCGCAAUGUCGGCCAACUUCUGCUAGUCAAGAACUACGACAAUACCUAUCCACUUGUCAUAAUGACCAUAAUAUAUAUACAAAGAGAAGUCCAACUAUUGACGUUCAAAUUCUUGAUGCGGCACCAUUUGAAAUUGCUGAUUUUUCAGAUUUAAGAAAUGAACAAAUUUUGCAGUCUGAUGCUUUCAUCUUAUGUUACGAUCCAACGAAUAGAGAAUCUUUCUUAAAUCUAAGAACAUAUCAAAGAAGAAUAGAAAGGGUAAGAGGUUUAGAUUGUGGUAUUCCAAUAAUAAUAGUAUCAACAAAAUCUGAUCUACUUUCAGAAACUAAAAUCUCUAAUGAUGAAGUAUUUGAAUUACUAAGUAGAUAUGAAUUAUCAUCUGAAGAUGAUUUUUUUGAAAUCUCUUCAAAGGAUAAUUUCAAUAUUAGAGAAUUAUUCUUUGAUCUAUUAAUUAGAAUAGAAAAGGAUAAAUUCAAUCAAAGAGAGAAAAUAACGCUUGAACAAGAUGGACUCGAUAAUUCUAAUGAGAAGGAAAGUGAGAAUCCUCGGAAUCCAGCUGCUUCGCGUGCUUCAAGUACAACUGCUAGUUCAAAAGUUACUAUGGAAGACCGUUCUUCUGAAAACGCUGAAAAAUUAUCAAGCAGAGAAAAGACAAGCACAUAUAACCCAAAAAGGACAAUAACUAAUUCAUCAACACGAAAGAAUAUGAAAACAGGUACCAAUUCCCGUAACUUAAAGAGAGAUAAACCUCAAUACUUAGAAAAUAAAUCUACUCCUAAACAAAGUAAUGCUAACUGCUGCACAAUCUUUUGA
Messenger RNA from Kazachstania africana CBS 2517, 1032 nucleotides. RefSeq lists its product as uncharacterized. The record is from RefSeq and is a predicted model, not a curated record. Bases 1 to 1032 code for a protein of 343 amino acids. Gene Ontology annotation, molecular function: GTP binding; GDP binding; GTPase activity. The transcript has a single exon. Gene Ontology annotation, cellular component: plasma membrane. Lineage: Eukaryota; Fungi; Ascomycota; Saccharomycetes; Saccharomycetales; Saccharomycetaceae. Gene Ontology annotation, biological process: signal transduction.